Molecule: messenger RNA, 631 nt
Organism: Ambispora leptoticha
Lineage: Eukaryota; Fungi; Glomeromycota; Glomeromycetes; Archaeosporales; Ambisporaceae
Source: the annotation of a GenBank genome assembly
UAUCUUUGGAAUAAUUAGGGUUCCUGCACAUUUCUAUCCACUUGUUUUAUUACUAUUAAUGGAAAUUUUCUUUCCGCGAAAAUGGUUCGCAGGUCAUUUGUGUGGACUGAUUUCAGGAUAUCUUUAUUCUUUCGGAUACCUUUCAAAAAUUCUACCCGCCUCUGGAUUCUUUGUCAAUCUUGAAUCUAAAUCCAUAAUUCAACGAAUAUCGCGAAUUCGUGGAUUUGUCAAAGCAGAAGAGGGAAGUCGAGGUGGAUGGUGGCUACCACUUUGGAAUGAUGAUGAUACAUUAGAAGAUGCUAUACAUCCGCCUGGAGAAGUAUUAAAUCAGAUUCCUAAUACAACCGGUGCUGCUGCUUCCACUACUAGAACAUCCACAAUUCCAACUGCCAAUAUCACAACAACUACAACAAAUACCUCCUCACCGCCACCACCUCCCAGAUCUACUACCUCUGCUUCUGUCUUUAUAGUGCCCUCCUCUAAUUCAUCAAGUCGAUCUACGUCACCAGUUACUGUCGCCACUAUUAACACAACUACCGCCAUUAAUGACCCACCCCCUAUGAUAAAUCAAGCAAAACAGGAGACAGCGAUUAAAGUUCCAGAGGAACAAGAUUUGCUUAAUACUCAUUGA